AUGGCUACAAGGGAUAAGUAUGGUAGUAGGCGAAAAAGUAGCACAGAAAGAUCAUCUGUAUAUGGUCUUUUAGAAGGAGUUUGUUCUAAUAUUAAAUGCUUCUUUGAAGGGUAUUUAGAAAGAGAUUGUAUUUUAAGUCAUGAAGAAAUCACGAGGUUGGGUAAUCAUAAAUAUGCUGCAUCUGACAAUUCGAUCCUUGUAAAUUUAUUCUUUAGAAAUUUUUGGGAUUGGUUGAUUGGAUUUUUCCCAUUGUGUUACAAAAUUGCUCCAAGAUAUACAUAUUUAAUAGCUGCUAUUGGUUUAUUUCUUUAUCAAACAUUAGAUGCAUUAGAUGGAAAACAGGCACGUAGAACGCAAUCUUCUUCACCACUUGGAGAACUUUUUGAUCAUGGUUGUGACUCAAUGACGCAAGUUUUUGUAACUCUUAACAUUUGUUAUGCACUUCAACUUGGAGAAUAUUUUUCUUUAGUUUUUAUAACAAAUCUUAUAUCAGUUGUUUUGUUUUAUUGUGCCCAAUGGCAGACAUAUUGUACUGGAGUUAUGAAAUUUGGAAAAUUUGAUGUUACAGAGGCACAAUGGACUGUAAUUAGUAUUCUUUUGUUAACGGCUUUCUUUGGACCACAAAUUUGGACAUAUCAUAUAUUUGGCCUUCCUUUAAAAUUUUAUUGCAUUUGUAGUUCAUCAUUUUUGGCAAUAAUUCAAUUUUUGGGAUAUAUGAAAGGAGUUUUUACGGAGGGUGUUGGAAAAAAUGGUAGUACUGUUGCUGGGACUUCAGUAUUAUUUCCAGUUUGUCCUUUACUCGCAGCAUGUGUUCCAUUUUGGAUGGUUUAUUUUAAAUCAACAACAGGUGUCUUUGAAGAUAAUAUAACGUUAUUUGUUUUGUGUUUUGGUGCAGUUGGAGCUAAAGCUACUAAUAGAUUAGUAAUUGCUCACAUGAGUAAAAGUGAAUUAGAAAAUAGUGAAAUUCAUGAUAAUAUAGAAAGUAAUGAUCUAUCAACAAGUCAUGUAAAAGUACUAAAAGUUGAAUGGCAUCAUGUUAAUAGUCCUUAUCUUAUUGGAUUAUGGCUUAUUUUAACUAGCCUAGCUAAAGUUAUGUUUUCAAGAUCUAAACGUUUAACUGAAAUAUUUCCAGAGUCAGCCUUACUUAUUGUUGUUGGAUUGAUUGUUGGUCAUUUACUUAAUUUGUACAAUGUUGAAGCAGAUAGUUUUAAACUUGAAAGUACUGUUUUCUUCUUAUAUUUACUUCCUCCAAUUAUUUUUGAUGCAGGAUAUUGUAUGCCAAAUAGGGAACUUUUUGAAAAUAUUGGUUCUGUAACAUUAUUUGCUAUAAUGGGUACAAUUUUUAAUACUAUUCUUAUUUCGACUUCUUUAUAUGUCUGUGGACAAUUUGAUUUUUUUAGUGUUAAAUUUACAUUUGUUGAAAUUUGCCUUUUUGCAGCACUAAUUUCUGCUGUAGAUCCUGUUGCUGUAAUUGCAAUAUUUGAAGAAAUUCAUAUAAAUGAACUUUUAUUUACAAAUUUAUUUUGUGAAGCAUUAUUUAAUGAUGGUGUAACAGUUGUUAUAUAUCAAGUUUUUAAACAAUUUCAUUCAAUUGGUGUUAAUAAUCUUAAUGGUACAGAUUUUAUUCUUGGUGGACUUUCUUUUCCUGUUAUUGCAUUAGGUGGUGUAUUAAUAGUCAAAUUAAGAGUUCUCCAACCUGUAUUUAUUUUUACAUUUCCAUAUCUUUCAUAUUUAACAGCUGAAAUGUUUGGUUUAUCAUCAAUUUUAGCUAUUGUUGCUUGUGGAAUUGUUAUGAAACAAUAUAUAAAAGAAAAUAUAUCACAAACUGUUGAAAGUAGUGUAAAAUAUAUAACAAAAAUUCUUGCUCAAAAUUCAGAAGCAGUCAUUUUCUUAUUUUUAGGACUUUCAACUUUAUCAAAUAUGCAUCAUUGGGAUACUGUAUUUGUAAUAUUAACAAUAAUAUUUUGUUCAUUAUAUAGAGUUAUUGGAGUUGUACUUCAAUGUACAAUAUUAAAUAAAUUUAGAAAAAAACAAUUUACAAAAGUAGAUCAAUUUGUAUUAAGUUUCUCUGGUUUAAGAGGAGCUAUUGCUUAUGGUUUAGCAACAAGUUUACCUGAUAAUAUUCCAGCUAAAGGUGUAUUCUUAAGUUGUGCUAUUGCUGUAAUUUAUUUUACAGUAUUUUUUCAAGGAAUUGCUAUUAAACCACUUUUAUUAUGGCUUAAAGUUGAAAAAGCAGAAAAUAGAUCAUUAACUAUGCUUGAAACAGUUUAUGGUAAAUAUUUUGAUUUUACUAUUACUGGAAUUGAAGAUAUUGCUGGUCAAAAGGGUAUAAAUAGUUUAAGAGAUUUUUAUGAAAGAUUUAAUGCACGAAUAUUAAAACCAGCAUUAGUUAAAGGACAAAAUAAGACAAAAAUUGAUGUAUCAAAAAUAAUUAGAGCAUACUAUAAAAUAAGUUAUAAUGAAGCACUAGAAUUAGUCAAACCAGCAAUCAUACAAUCAAGUGAUAUUAAAAAAAAUGAAGAAAAUAAUGAGGAGGUAAAUAAAGAAUCAAGGACAUCAUUUGUCAAAUUUACAAACAACCUACAACCUCUUUCAUCAUCUCAGGGUGAUGAAUCAUUUCAGAAAAAAGAUGAAAAAACUCCUGUUUCAAUAUUACAGGUACCAACACCAUUAUCUACUGGUAAUGUUGAUGAAAAUGGUAUACCAGAAUAUAUUUAUAAUUUAUUUAAUAAAUUAUUAGAAAAAAAACUUAAUGAGGUAAUUGAAAGAAAAAUGUCUAAUGUUAAUAAAAAAAUGGAUUAUGAAGAGGAAGUUCAGGAUGAUUAUUUUAUACAAAAUAUGAUUAGAAAUCAACAUUUAUCUAGAGAAAAUAUUGCUAAUAGUAAAGAAGAUCUUAGAGUGAUAAAAGCAUCACAGGCGGCUAUUGCAGAAACUAAAAACAAAGCUGAUGAAUUUGUUUGCAAUAGAUUUCGACGGACCUCUGUUCCAGAUUUUAGAAAAUAUUCAUAA
This is a messenger RNA of Strongyloides ratti, 3009 nucleotides long. Its product is annotated as CDP-alcohol phosphatidyltransferase family and Na+/H+ exchanger family and Cation/H+ exchanger domain-containing protein. The coding region runs from base 1 to 3009 and encodes 1002 amino acids. Gene Ontology annotation, biological process: proton transmembrane transport; phospholipid biosynthetic process; regulation of pH. Lineage: Eukaryota; Metazoa; Nematoda; Chromadorea; Rhabditida; Strongyloididae. The record is from RefSeq and is a predicted model, not a curated record. Gene Ontology annotation, cellular component: membrane. The transcript is spliced from 9 exons. Gene Ontology annotation, molecular function: phosphotransferase activity, for other substituted phosphate groups; sodium:proton antiporter activity.